Vollenhovia emeryi is the source of this 1734-nucleotide messenger RNA. RefSeq lists its product as uncharacterized. Lineage: Eukaryota; Metazoa; Arthropoda; Insecta; Hymenoptera; Formicidae. The record is from RefSeq and is a predicted model, not a curated record. Bases 472 to 1734 code for a protein of 420 amino acids. The transcript has 2 exons.
ACCAUCACACACGAUUAGUCCGCGACCCGGGGCAACAGUUCCGAGGCGUCGUCGCUGGACCAAAUAACCAUCACAUACGAUUAGUCCGCGACCCGGGGCAACAGUUCCGAGGCGUCGUCGCGGGCAUCCCUAUCGCGAGUGCGAGACACAAAGAUUUGUGGUAUAUUCUGAGACCGGACCAAUAAACAAUAUAUUCACAACCCAACAUCACUUGUUAUUGUCAUUACGCGAAAAGACAGCACGAACACUAAUACUGUUCGUGUUGAUACAGAACAUUUUGGUGCCUCCUGUGAGGUGUGUGCCUCAAUCCACGCAAGAAACGGGAUCCAGCCUGAGAGCCGCCUCACAUCUACUAAGAGCGGGUCCUCCAAGUCAUCCAAGUCAGCCGAAGGAGGAACGUGUGCAAUCGUACUCGACAGGCGUAAGAGUAAGUCAUUCUUUCCCAGCAUUUACAUUCCGUCGCAUGCCGAGAUGGCGGACAAAAUCAAAUUCCUCGUUCAGAAACGAACUUCCCUGAAAUCCCAAAUAACCAAUUUAGCCAAUAUCGUCGAAGAGGGGAAAAUUGAUAACGCGACGUUAAGGUUGCGAAACGAGCGUUUAACGCAAUUAUAUCGGGCCUUCGAAGAGUAUAACGAUGAACUCGCGGUAUUAGAUCCCAACGCAAAUCAUCGGGUCGAGUUCGAGGGUAUUCAGGAGCGGUUUUAUAGCUUGGCGGGAAAAAUUGAGAGUAUUUUACGUCCGGGAGAUGCGCCGUCGGGAGAUAUGUCCGAAACGAGCGCUAGCGUAUCGAAUGAAGGGGUACGGCGCGAUGACGUCGUACCGCCUGUUGAGAAACGGCGGAUUAAGCUGCCCGAAACACCGUUACCGAAGUUUAAUGGUAGAUUUGAGGAAUGGUUAUCAUUCAGAAAUGCGUUUUGCAGUAUGAUAGGCUCGCGAACGGACCUUGCGGAAAUAGACAAAUUGCAUUACCUUAGAUCGGCGUUAACUGACGAAGCCGCGAACAAGAUUAGGAUCUUCGAAAUUGACGGAAUUAAUUAUGCCAAGGCCUGGAGCUUAUUAGAACGGUCAUAUGAGGUCAGGAGGAUCUUGAUAUCGCGGCAUCUCUCUCUGCUAUCAAAUUUGCCCGCGCUAAACAAAGAAACAACGAACGGUUUGUCCAGUCUCGCGGACGACGCGCAGCAACACGUUGCGUCGCUAAACUCUUUGGGAGUUUCGGUCGGACACGAGAUGAUCGUACCUUUGCUAGAGACCAAGCUACCAAGGAUAACGUUGGAAAAAUGGGAGGCGACUCUCGAAAGAGACGAGUUUCCAGAGAUCGACCAGAUGUACGAGUUCUUAUAUAAAACCGCGGUUUGCGUCUCGAGACGCGAGAGAGCGAAGGUAACCGACAUGGAGGGAAGCAGGGGAGAACCCUCGAGCAAAAAAGGACGAAGUCGUCCCUCGAAUCGAGCGCGUGUCGUAAGCGCGGCGCGUAAUUGCAUAGCAUGCAAGACGAAACGGCAUCCCUUGUAUUUAUGCGACAAAUUCAAACAAUUGCCUAUACCUAAACGUAUCGAAACAGUGAGAAACGCGAAGGCUUGUUACAACUGCUUGCGCUCACAUAGAGACACCCCCUGCACUUUUUCGAACUGUACAAUUUGCCAAAGGAAACAUAACACUCUUCUGCAUUUAGACCAAUAUCCGGUGACGAAUCGAACUUCCACUUCUAAGGCCGUAGAUACACAGGCCGCGUGA